AUUGGUUUAUGGUUGGCAUAGGAAAGGAAGCAACGCUCCUUUGAAUAUGAGACAGUGACAUUUCUGCAACCGUUGCCAAAUACCUGAAUAUUGUACUACUAGAGUAAUUGAUAUUUAUAUUAUUCACCAACAACAAACUUCUCCAUUUAAUUGUUCACCUUAGUAUUUCCAUUUCCAUUCUUAAUCUCUUCUUUGGAGAUCUCCUUUCUCUAUAGUUUAUUUCUUCUACUUCUAUUAGGUAAGAUGAAAAUGAAAUGGCUCAUCAUUUAAUAUACUAUUGACCGACACUCGAUCCAUUUUGCUUUGUACCUUAAAAAUGGUUUCUAUUAUCAAUGCCUGUAUGAAGAAUUAAGAAGGAAGGUUCAAGGUAGGUGUGGGGGAAAGUAAGGUGUAAUGGCCUCUGAGAAUGACUAUUUUCACCUCUCUGGACCCUUACAUCUAACUUCUGUUAAUUGGGAUCAUGCAUAUCAUCGAAAGUCAGUAGCUGCUAGUUUGGUCCAAGGUGUUUAUGUUCUAGAAAAAGACCGGCAAGAACAACGAAAAGGUCCCGAUUCUAUAGCAUUUCCUUGGUGGGCAUUCUUCCAUUUUCAGCUGCUUCAUAUGCUAGUUGAUGAUGUUGAUAAUUCCGUAUUUGGUGCAAUUUAUGAGUUCAAGCCUCCACCGUCAAUAGGCAACAACACCUUACAUAGAAGUCCACGUUAUGUAAUCGCCUUUCGAGGGACUAUAACAAAAGCAGACUCAGUCUCGCGCGAUAUUGAGUUGGAUCUCAAAUUUCUCAGAAAUGGACUUCAUCGAACUUCACGCUCAGAAAUAGCCAUCAAUACUGUCAGAAACAUGGUGGCUAGUGUUGGUGGUAAUGGUUCGAACAUAUGGUUGGCCGGUCACUCUCUAGGAUCAGGCAUGGCAUUGCUUGCCGGCAAAACAAUGGCAAAAAGUGGCAUAUUCAUCGAGUCUUUUCUUUUCAACCCUCCAUUUGCAUCUGCUCCAAUUGAGAGAAUAAAAAGUAAGAAAACAAAACAUAGGCUUCGAAUCGCUGGCAGCGUGCUAACAGCCGGACUCACCAUUGCUAUGAAUUCGGAUAAGAAAAGUUCGUCCUAUGAUUCAUUUGCUGCUUUGUCUGCUUGGAUUCCAUGCCUAUUUGUAAAUCCAUCUGACUAUAUAUGUUCGGAGUAUGUUGGAUACUUCGAACAUAGAAGAAAAAUGGAGGAGAUUGGUGCUGGUAGCAUUGAAAAGAUAGCAACACAAAACUCACUUAGUUCUCUAAUGAUGAGUGCUUUUGGGAAAGAAUCUGAUCCCCUACAUCUCAUUCCUUCAGCUAUUUUGACAGUGAAUUUGACCCCUCCAAAGAGUUUCAAAGAAGCUCAUGGGAUUCAUCAGUGGUGGAAACCAGACUUACACUUGGAUUCCAAACUCCACAAAUACUAGUUGUUCUUCUACUUAUUGUAUACUCAAUUGUUGCAUUUAUAUAUUAGCUAUGUUGUUUGUGGUUUUCCAUUUGAAAUUGAGCAGCAAAUGCUAUUAAAGUUGUUGUAACUUUUUAAAAUGAUUUUAAUUUACAAAACAAAAGUAACUUUUAAGUUUUAAGAAUGGUAAAA
Trifolium pratense (red clover) is the source of this 1595-nucleotide messenger RNA. RefSeq names its product GDSL esterase/lipase At4g10955-like. The coding region runs from base 394 to 1425 and encodes 343 amino acids. The transcript is spliced from 4 exons. The record is from RefSeq and is a predicted model, not a curated record. Lineage: Eukaryota; Viridiplantae; Streptophyta; Magnoliopsida; Fabales; Fabaceae.